UUCUUCUUCUUCCCCCACCCCACGUCCAAGAGCUGGACCCCUACCGGCAUCUCUCUCUCUCUUCUUCUCUAGGCCUCCUAGGUACCCGCUGCUGCCUCUCGGGCCAGGGGCUGCGCGGGUGCGGUUGCUUUAGCCCUCUGGCCGCGCUCCCGCUUCUUGCCACCCGCAGCUGGGACUGGAGGGGCGAUCUACUCGCCCAGACUGACUCCGAAAGAGCGACAGCCUAUGCCCUGCCGCACCGAGGCAACGGGCGAGCGGGUGUCCAGGGGCAAGGCGGGGGUGAUGGGGAGGACGAGGCAUCGGAGACUCUGAAUCUCGGAAAAGUUCAAGGUUUGUGUAGGUCCCUCAGGGAAGGCGAGGAGAGGUGUGAGGUGGGGCAGGGCAUCCCUAUGCUCAGACAGUGACACCCUACCGGAGAGGAGAGAAAAGGGUAGCCCGGUGCUGCCGAGGACUGACCACCCCAUCUCUCAUCUUACAAUCCUUACGGGCUGGAUAUUGAAGGAGACGCUCCGGGAAGAAACGGCUCGAGCCCGGGCGCCUUAGCUGGUGCUUCUGCUCCUCCGCACCUCCAAGCUUCAUCUCCAUGGGGCAGCGGGUGCCUAGAGCUCCACCCUUGCUCCAGCCGAACCCCAGCCCGGCCAGGCGGCGCCGAGUCGGCCUGUGCUAGCGCAGACCGGCGUCGAGACUGGAGAGAGCGCUGGAGUCCAAGACCAAGCACUGCGAAGGGACAAACAUCUGGUCACCCACCUCAGGCGUUUCGUCUGGGCGUCGCCUAGGGUGGUGGCGACCCACGCUGCCUGUCUCAUCCCUGCAAGGAAACUUUUCCUUCCCCGGAUGGAUUAAAGUUCCCUGGAUUUUCUCUCUCUUUGCGAAAGAAAUCAUCCGUUUCCUCCCGACCUGGGAUUUUCCCGACUGCUGCAGGGCGCUUGGAAGAGGAAGAAAGCGGCGCUGUGCUUUUGGGGUUACCACCGAAACUGAGGCGAUUCGAGCUCGCGUAGGGGAUCUGUACCUUCGAGCGAGUACGGAUCUGAGCGGCGCGGCGAGGCCAGGGGCUUCUGCACGCGGCCCUCCGCAGCCGCUGGGACGCCGGUGGCCACCGGGCCCUGGGACCGCACGUGCGGCUCCCCCCUCGCCUCGCAGAUCCUGCAGGGGGCACCAGCCCGGGGAGGUGGAGACUCCUCCCGCCCCGAGCUGCGCCCCCGCCGGCUCCGAGGGUGUAGCCGGUGGUGCCCGGGACGCCCCUCCCCUCAAAGUGUCCCCGAAUUGCGCUUUCUGGCCCCCGAAGUCUCAACAGGCACAGCUGGGAGCCAGUGAGUUGGAGGCGACCGAGCCCAGCCUGAGACCAAUUCGCCGUGGACCUCUGCACCCUCGCACCCUUCCUACCCCCGCCUCGGCCAUGGCCCCAGGGGUGUCGGGCCGCCGCGGCGCCGCCCUACUCUGCCUCUCUGUGCUGCUCGCCCACGCCGCCAGCCGCUCUCAUCCGGCCAGCCCCAGUCCCCCGGGACCUCAGGCUAGCCCUGUACUACCGGUCAGCUACCGCCUGUCGCACACCCGGCUGGCCUUCUUCCUAAAGGAGGCGCGGCCGCCAACGCCAGUAGCGAUCAACGGCUCCCUGCAGCGCUCGGAGCCCUUCGUGGUGUUCCAAACCAAGGAGUUGCCGGUCCUCAACGUGUCCCUGGGGCCCUUCAGUACCAGCCAGGUGGUAGCGCGGGAGCUCCUGCAGCCGUCCAGCACCCUGGAUAUCCCCGAGCGCUUGACGGUCAACUGGAAGGUGCGCGCCUUCAUCGUGCGCGCCCGCGUGCCUGCUUCGCAGCCGGUAGCACAGGUGCUCUUCUAUGUAGCUGGCCGCGACUGGGACGACUUUGGGGUCACCGAAAGGCUGCCUUGUGUCCGCCUUCACGCCUUCCGCGACGCACGCGAGGUGCGGAGCUCAUGUCGCCUGGGAGGGGCUUUGGCCACCUGCUUGGUGCGUGCAGAGCUGCCCCUGGCCUGGUUCGGUCCUCCGGCCCCGGCCGCGCCUCCCAGCACCCGCCGCAAGUCCCCCGACGGACUGGAGCCGGAGGCUGCAGCCGAAAGCCAGCAGGUCGAGCUCUACUACACGCUGCACGCCCCCGAUGCGGUGGGCGGCUGCGGGAACGCGCGGCGCGGGCCCGGGCCCGGAGCGGCGGCGCGCGCCGAAAGCCCCACGCAGCACCCGCUGCUGAGAAUCGGCAGCAUCAGUCUGUUCAGACCGCCGCCGCGCAGGGCCGUGCAGGAGCACAGGCUAGACAGCAACCUGAUGAUCCGCCUGCCAGACCGGCCACUCAGACCUGGAGAGGUACUCAGCAUCCUCCUCUACCUGGCACCCAAUUCCUCCUCAGCUACCAGCCCCAGCGUGGAGCACUUCACUCUUAGGGUGAAAGCCAAGAAGGGGGUGACCCUCUUAGGCACCAAGUCACGAAGUGGCCAGUGGCAUGUGACUUCAGAGCUGCUCACUGGGGCAAAGCAUUCAACAGCCACUGUGGAUGUGGCCUGGGCCCAGGGCACACCCCUACCCCCUUGGGAGGGCCAGGGACCCCUGGAGAUCCUGCAGCUGGACUUUGAGAUGGAGAACUUCACCAGCCAGUCUGUGAAGCGGAGGAUCAUGUGGCACAUUGAUUACCGAGGCCACAGUGCCCUGCCCGACUUGGAGCGAGCCGUCACUGAGCUGACGGUCAUCCAAAGGGAUGUACAAGCCAUUCUGCCUCUGGCCAUGGACACAGAGAUCAUCAACACUGCCAUCCUUACCGGGAGGACUGUGGCCAUUCCCGUCAAGGUCAUUGCUAUCGAGGUGACUGGCCUUGUCCUGGAUGUUUCUGACCUAGUGGAGUGCCAAUCUCACAGUGAGGACAUCAUCAAGGUGUCCAGCAGCUGUGACUAUGUGUUUGUAAGCGGGAAGGAGUCUCGAGGGUCCAUGAACGCCAGAGUCACCUUCCGCUAUGAUGUCCUCAGUGCCCCCCUGGAAAUGACAGUCUGGGUCCCCAAGCUACCUCUGCACAUCGAGCUCUCAGAUGCUCGCCUCAGCCAAGUGAAGGGAUGGAGGGUGCCUAUCCUUCCCGACAGAAGGUCAGCUCGAGAGAGUGAAGAUGAGGAGGAAGAGGAAGAAGAACGAAGACAGAGUGCCAACCGAGGCUGUACUCUGCAAUACCAGCAUGCCACGCUGCAGGUCUUCACCCAGUUUCACACGACAUCAUCUGAGGGCACUGACCAGGUGGUCACCAUGUUGGGCCCCGAUUGGCUGGUGGAAGUCACUGACCUGGUUAGUGACUUCAUGCGGGUGGGUGACCCCCGAGUGGCCCACCUGGUGGACAGCAACACGCUGGCUGGACUGGAGCCAGGCACCACACCCUUUAAGGUGGUAUCCCCCCUGACUGAGGCUGUGUUGGGGGAGACAUUGCUGACGGUGACGGAGGAGAAGGUCAGUAUCACACAGCUGCAGGCCCAGGUGGUGGCCAGUCUCACCUUGUCCCUGAGACCCAGCCCUGGGAGCAGCCACACCAUCCUGGCUACCACAGCUGCACAGCCUACCCUCAGCUUCGUCAAGCAGGAAGCCUUGCUGAGUGUGUGGCUCUCCUACAGUGAUGGAACAACAACCCCACUCUCUCUCUACAGUCCCCGGGACUACGGGCUUUUGGUGAGCAGCCUGGAUGAGCGGGUGGCCACUGUGACCCAGGACAAGGCUUUCCCACUGGUGGUGGCCGAAGCAGAGGGGGCGGGAGAUCUGCUCCGAGCGGAGCUCACCAUCUCAGAGAGCUGCCAGAAAACCAAGCGCAAGAGUGUGCUGGCCACUACCCCAGUGGGCCUGCGGGUGCACUUUGGGCGGGACGAGGAGGAUCCCACAUAUGACUACCCAGGGCCCAGCCAACCGGGGCCCGGUGGGGGCGAGGAUGAAGCCCGAGGAGCUGGUCCACCUGGCACUGCCAUUCCUGCUGGUGAGGUUCCUGGAUUGGGCACUGCCGGCCCUGUGCCACCCACAGAGGACUUCUUGCCGCUGCCUACCGGCUUCUUGCAGAUGCCCAGGGGGCUGACAGACCUAGAGAUUGGUAUGUACGCCCUGCUGGGGGUCUUCUGCCUUGCUAUCCUUGUCUUCCUCAUCAACUGCAUCGUUUUUGUGCUGCGAUACCGGCACAAGCGCAUCCCUCCAGAGGGCCAGACCAGUAUGGACCAUUCUCACCACUGGGUGUUCCUGGGCAACGGGCAACCACUACGGGUACAAGGUGAGCUGUCACCGCCUGCAGGGAGCACACUGGAAACCGUGCCUGCCUGCUGCCACGGUGAUCACCACAGCAGCGGCAGUUCGCAGACCAGCGUCCAGAGCCAGGUGCACGGCCGUGGGGACGGCUCUUCUGGGGGCUCCGCCAGGGACCAGACAGAGGACCCUGCUAGUUCGCCCACUUCUAAGCGCAAGAGGGUCAAGUUCACGACCUUUACCACUCUGCCCUCGGAGGAUCUGGCUUAUGACUCAGUGCCUGCUGGCGAAGAGGAUGAGGAGGAUGAAGAGGACCUGGGUUGGGGUUGUCCAGAUGUGACCGGAACUACGCGGCCCACUCCACCUCCGGACCUGCACAAUUACAUGCGCAGAAUCAAAGACAUUGCAUAGUGGUGACUUGGGGGUGGGGGAUAUCCCCACACACAUAGCGGCUUCUGGCUGGGACUCCGCCUGGACCCACCCAGCUCGCAGGGACUCUGGGCAGCUGAAUGGAUUUUAUAGUCCCUGCCACUGCAGCGUCGGUCUGGCCGGUUGUGGCCAGAUCCAUUUUGACCUUCUGCCCCAUUGCCAGGUAGAAGGCUCUGUCUAAACCCAGCGUGAAGCAGGGAGACAGUUCAGCCCUGUUCACCCUUUCCAAACCUCAUUCCAUCUUAGACAUCCCCACAGUCCCGAGAUUGUGUCGCCAUGACUAAACUUGGGGCCGAGUGGGCCCACACUGUGCCCUGCUAUGCCUCCCAUGUCCCCAAUGGUGCCCCCUAUUGCAGGGGGACCCUAGUGGGGUCUUGUGUCACAGGCUGCACAAAGACUUUUCUUAAACCAAUAUUCAGGGAUUUCCGUCCUGCAGGGUGGGAAGUGGCGGCUGCCCGCCUUGUCAAGGAUCUUGCUGCAGACAGAACAUUUGAGUGUUGGGGGGCAGUUGUGAUGUCUGCUGGUUUCUAGGCAUCUCCCAAGCAUGGAGCUAACUACAGAGGGUCCAGUGUGAAAUGGACACUUCCUGUGGUUUUCACUGUUCCUUAGACUUGGGGAGGGCUCAGGUGAGAGGGGCUUUCAUAUUUGUCUGACCAAACCCCACCCACACAGCAAGCGCAGAUGAUGUGCAGCCUGUCCCCACAGCAAGACCAACACUACUGCGCCUUAGCCUGGGCUCUGCUUACUCCUGCUCCCCUCCACACCACAGGGCAGGCAACCACAGCCAGCAUCCCUGAGAUGGAGGGGCCAACUGGGAGUAUUGCAAGGGCCCAUGGGGUGGGUGAAGGCAAAGGAAGCUAUUGCUCAAGCGCCUUGCCCAUUUCCCCAGCCACACCUCUUGGGUUCUACCCACCACCACUGUGUCCGUUUUUCAUAAAUAAAUGGAAGGCAUUGGCCUGGGUUGGGGGCAGCAGCUCCCUGCAA
Molecule: messenger RNA, 5620 nt
Organism: Apodemus sylvaticus (European woodmouse)
Lineage: Eukaryota; Metazoa; Chordata; Mammalia; Rodentia; Muridae
Gene: Tmem132e
Product: transmembrane protein 132E
Exons: 9
Coding region: 1397-4618 (1073 amino acids)
Source: RefSeq, a predicted model, not a curated record